UUGUGCAAUUUUUUUUAGAGACUAGCGCGCGCUGUUCAAAACACAUAGAAGAAACGCGGGCAGAAGAAGCAGGAGAUCCGCCUGCAACUCAAACCAACAUUUAUUGUUUUGUGCAGCUCGACAGAAGCUUGUCCGGUAAGGGUUUGUGAAAAUGAUGCCAACCACUACCAGAAAGAGAAAGCUCUCCUCUCUGGACUCUGACAGUCACCCGGCUAAGAAGGGGGUGAGCGAGGCGAUGUCCCCCGUGAAGAGGAGAUCGCCCAGGAAGAAGCCAGUCAAUCUUCUGGACAAGGAGAACUGUGCCUCACCACAGAAAUCCCCAUGCAGACCAACAGACUCUCCAGCCAAAUCACCCCGUAAAUCUACGUUCAAACCAUCCAUGGUUACAAGCUCCUUCUACGGGAAGAAGAAGCCCAUCUAUCUGACUCCAUUAGAGAGGAAGGCGAUAAAGGAGUCUAUGCCAUCUCCUCCUCCUACUCUUCCUCCCCCCCCUCCCCAGGAGAAAAAGAAGAAGAAUGUUAAAGGAAGCAGCAAGCCGCGAAAGGUGGCUGCAGGAUUUGGUAACGCGGGGAAGAUGGGUGUCAAGGCGAUCAAGCUGCCUAAACUUAAUAGCAGUUUCACUGCUAAACCGGCCUCCGCUACAACCGCUGCUUCCGCCGCCAGCACCAAGCCAGCAGAGUCCAAGAAAGCCAUCACCAUCACUUUCAGCAGCCUGAAGCCUAAACCGAAGAUCUUUGUUGGAGCUGCUUUCUUCAGUACAGGGAAGAAACCUACAUCCAUGUACAAGAAAUCUGCUCCAAAAUCCUCAACCAGGCCGGCUUCAGGUCCAGUGAAAAGCAAAGCCGUCCUGCCGCAGACGAAGAGUGAGAAGCAGCAGCAGCUACCACCCGCCCCGGUGAUGAACCAGCAGCAGAAACAUCCCCAAGAGACUGACAACCAGCUGGUUGAGACAGAAGUGAACAAGUCGGGCGCCAAACAGAGAGCAAAGUUUGAUCCGACCGACUGGAUGGACUCUGUUAAUGAACAGCCUGAAACGCCAAAGCCAUUAAGCUCUCCUAAAAUGUUGAAAGAGAAAUACGGGAUUACCAAGGAGCUGACGAUUGUGUUGACAAGGACCCCGACACCAAGUCCUGCUUCCACAGCGGUAUCCCUUAGUACUCUGGAUGUUUCUCUGACUGAUGACGGCUCUGAGCCCCUCUUUGACCUGAGUGAUAUAAGUCCCACCAGUGCUGCUGCCAGCUCGCCCAAAGAAUCUGCAGCAGUGUAUCCCAUCUUUGGCUCUGCUUCCAAGAGGUUGAGAAAAGCUCUGCAGCCACCAGCGUCCUGCAGCACCCCCUCCGGACAGUUAACGUCACUCCAGACUUCUACCUCGACCAAAGAGCGACCUGCUCGCUGGAGGAAAGAGAAGCAGGAUGACGACCAGCUCAUCAUCGACGCAGGCCAGAAGCAGUUUGGAGCGACGACCUGCAGCUCAUGUGGGAUGGUGUACAGCGCAGACAAUCCAGAGGACAAUUUUCAACACACCCAGUUCCACCAGCGCUUCCUCGACGCCAUCAAAUUUGUGGGCUGGAAGAAGGAGCGGGUGGUGUCCGAGUUCUGGGAUGGAAAAAUUCUCCUAGUCAUGCCAGAUGAUCCCAAAUAUGCCGUCAAAAAGGCUGAGGAUGUGCGGCGUCUAGCGGACAAUGAGUUGGGUUUCCAGCAGAUGACUCUGAGCAGACCCUCACAGGCCAAGACCUACCUCUUCAUCAACACAGAGCGCAUGGUGGUGGGAUGUCUCGUCGCUGAACCUAUACGUCAGGCUUACAGAGUCCUCGAGCAGCCGGAUCAACACAAAGACAUGACGAAGGACGACUUCAUGGAGCGGCACAGAGCCUGGUGCUGCUCCACUGUCCCAGAACAAGCUCUGUGUGGGAUCAGUCGGAUCUGGGUCUUCAGUCUGGCCAGACGACAGGGCAUCGCAACCCGCAUGCUCGACACCGUCAGGAGCACCUUCAUGUACGGCAGUCAUCUAACAAAGGAAGAAAUCGCCUUCUCUGACCCGACACCUGAUGGCAAACUGUUCGCAACAAAGUACAGCAACACGCCAACCUUCCUAGUUUACAACUUCAUUGCAUGAACUUGGGGAAAAAAUGUAACGGAAGUAUCACAGAUCACCAGAUCCUCGUAUGCAAAGCCAUAACUGUUCAAGGUUUGUAUGUUGACUAGGCCAGACUUUAGUUUGUAUUGAGGAGUGUUUAAGUUUCAGUUGUAUAAUUAUAUUUCAUUCUUUGUCCAGGAUUAAGGUCUAAAGGUUUUAAAGGUUGAUGAUACACCUGUUGUCACUCAGUAUUUAUAUUCAGUACUGCCUAAUUAACUGUUGAAUGUUGUGUGUGUAUAUUAGCAGUGCUUUCUAUUCAGAUGUUUAUAUUGGGUUUGAAACUACAGUGACUGAAAGUAUUUCACAAAUCUGAAUAUACCCACUUUGCUUGCUUUGAUUCAUCUUGAAUUGGAGGACUUGUUUAUAAUUUUUACUUUUGCAAAGACAACUGGUAGCGUCUUGAUAUGUUCAUUUAAAUGUUCCUAUUUUUUUCCUUCAUUCUACCAGCUCUUUUUUUAUUUUUAUUUUUUUUUUUGAAAAGUGGAUGCCAUCAUUGUUUUGGGCACUCCACUUUGUAAAUUAAACAUAUUGCAUUUGUUUUAUGAUCCUAA
Messenger RNA from Micropterus dolomieu (smallmouth bass), 2688 nucleotides. It is a transcript of the gene esco2, whose product is annotated as establishment of sister chromatid cohesion N-acetyltransferase 2. Lineage: Eukaryota; Metazoa; Chordata; Actinopteri; Centrarchiformes; Centrarchidae. The transcript has 15 exons. Bases 152 to 2116 code for a protein of 654 amino acids. Gene Ontology annotation, cellular component: nucleus; chromatin. The record is from RefSeq and is a predicted model, not a curated record. Gene Ontology annotation, biological process: mitotic sister chromatid cohesion. Gene Ontology annotation, molecular function: protein-lysine-acetyltransferase activity.